AUGGCAACAUCAAGAAGCGAGGUGGGAUAUUUGAUUUUGAGCCAUGAUGAGAUUAGCAUGAUCGAAGUUCCCGGAGAUUACAUGGGCUGCACAUCGAGCCUUCCCCUGCUCGUCGCCGUUAGCAUCUCCUCCCCACCUGCCGGAGAUCGUCGCAGCCCACAGCAACACCGGAGACCUUGGACCCCACAGCUAAGUGAAAUCAAAGAUUUUGUGUUGAGUUGA
Lactuca virosa is the source of this 222-nucleotide messenger RNA. The record is from the annotation of a GenBank genome assembly. NCBI's taxonomy places the organism in Eukaryota, Viridiplantae, Streptophyta, Magnoliopsida, Asterales, Asteraceae.